Molecule: messenger RNA, 1839 nt
Organism: Pseudogymnoascus verrucosus
Lineage: Eukaryota; Fungi; Ascomycota; Leotiomycetes; Thelebolales; Thelebolaceae
Exons: 4
Coding region: 1-1839 (612 amino acids)
Biological process (GO): autophagosome assembly
Cellular component (GO): phagophore assembly site
Molecular function (GO): hydrolase activity
Source: RefSeq, a predicted model, not a curated record
AUGUCUACUCCAGAAGAUCCAGAACCGCUAUAUACUGUUAUAGUCAGGGUACCAUUCCCACGAGAUAACUUUGUGGAUCCUCCACCGGUUGCCUGGGAUGCAUCGAAGGAUAGGUCGCUGUGGAAGAUCCUUUCCAAGACACCCAAGAACAAUGAGAUGAAUUGGAACACAUUGGCAGAGAGUUAUGAUGUUUCUUUAUCGUUCCUACUACAGCAAGCAGCAUACCUCUACGACCGUCAAUUUUCCCAAGUUAGGGCCCAGCUUCGAAAGGUUGGAGCAUCAAAGAACACGGUUCAAUCGCCUAUUCUGGGUACAGAAAGCACUGGUGGUGAGGCCAUGGUAAGAACGGUAUCUGGUGGUAGCCAACAACAAACUCCAUCCUCUCUCUCGAUUCGGAGAGAUUCUCCCGCGCCAAAUGCAGACGGCAGUGUUCAACAACCCACCGGGCGCGCUGGUGCCCCCCAAAUAAGCCGCACAUCAUCCUCGAACACAGCAACCCAGAUCCAAAGUCGACACACCAUCAUCCCCUCCAGCCCCCAUACUGCGAAGGCCCAGCUUUAUGGCCGGUCCAUGUCGCCUUUGUCAAGGGCACGGAGGCCGUCCAAUACAAUCAACACCGCACACCCGCACAUUUCUUCACGCCCAACCCCGUUUUCGCCAACAUCUGUACUCGAGUCAAGUUCAGAAGAGUCCUCCUCCGACUCGGAUCUCCCAGUUCAGAGUCGAAUGCUACGUCGUCCACCCCGUCGCCUCCACCACUCUGAAGAUGGCGACGAUGACGAAGAUUCGCCUACAUUCCUCCCAUUUACCGCCACAACCAAGCCUCCUGCCGCCUAUAACCCAAGCGCAACCGCUGCACACGAAGAUACGAUUGGAGGUUCACAUCGCAAGAAAGCAUCCGAUGCCGUGCUUCGGUCACAUACAUCUGAUUCUUCAGCCAGCUCGACCGCGCAGAACCAUCCGCCUAGCCAUAGAGAUCCGAAGCAGGUCCGGGGCUUGGCUGGCGCAGGUCCAAUUCCCGGCCGCAGAACCGCGGAGCUAGCAGGGAGGAGUCCAGUAAGUAAAGGUAAGGAACAGGGGAUGGGGAGAGAGAGCGAUGGGACACCAAGUAUGGGUAGUAGUUUCAGCGACCUUGAUGAUGCCUCCGUGACCCAAUCCGCGCUCGAAGAGGCGUUGCUCAGUAAUAUGCAGCAUGGUGGCAUGGCAAGCAAGAUGAGCACUUUCAGUCAUGCAUUCCGCAGCAGUCACCAAAGCCUUAAGAAACCUGUUCAGUCAAACUCCUUGACCAACUCCUGCCCAUUCGCCUCUAAAUAUACUCGCGUCAACUUGCGCCGAGCUCCAGUUAUGGCGCAAAGUUCGAGCACACUCACCCGCCUUUCCGAAACCUUCGUUAUCAGCUGUGGUACAAUCACCCUGGAUCCAGUCGAGAAGAGGAUACUUCUUAUUCAAUGGAAGAAAAACGAGGAGAUUUUUCUCCCUAAAGGCCGUAAGAAUAUUGGAGAAAGUCUACUGGAAGCUGCAGUACGAGAGACCUAUGAAGAAACAGGCUUCCGAGUUACCAUACUUCCCCUGCGGAUCCCCACGCUUGCAACACCAAAAGCAACUGUCGAGCAAGUCAACGAGCUAAACACGGAGCCUAUUGCCUUUAGCCAGCGUCUCACAGACAACGACACACUAAAGCUUAUAUUUUGGUUUUCUGCACAGGGGGACUCUACCGCGGCGCCUGGUGUUGGAACCCAAGAGGAAGGAGAAGACUUUGACCCCAUCUGGGUAGAUCUAGACAGUGCGAUCGAGACUCUGACCUUUGCCGAUGACAAACGGGUCGUGAAGCGAUAUUAG